Molecule: messenger RNA, 1404 nt
Organism: Impatiens glandulifera
Lineage: Eukaryota; Viridiplantae; Streptophyta; Magnoliopsida; Ericales; Balsaminaceae
Product: benzyl alcohol O-benzoyltransferase-like
Exons: 1
Coding region: 1-1404 (467 amino acids)
Source: RefSeq, a predicted model, not a curated record
AUGGUCGCCCAUCGAUCUGAAGCCAUGAAACAGUUGGUGUUCAAGGUGAGAAGACAGGAGGCUGAGCUUGUGCUUCCGGCUAGGCUGACCCCUCGUGUUCACUUGCCACUUUCAGACAUCGAUGACCAAGAGGGUCUUCGUUUUAAUAUUCCCUGCAUAAACUUCUACGGGGGCUCUGAACUUGAUAUUAGUGAUGAUAUGGGUCGCCGUAGAGAUGACCCAGUAAAAGUUAUUCGUGAAGCCCUCUCCGAGGCCCUUGUCUUUUACUAUCCAUUUGCCGGUCGUUUAAGGGAAGGACCUGCAGGGCGUAAACUUAUCGUGGAUUGCACCGGAGAACUAGGAAUCUUGUUUGUUGAGGCCGAUGCUGAUGUUACCCUCAAGCAGUUAGGCCUCCCCCUUCAACCUCCGUUCCCUUACUUGGAAAACCUUCUUCACGAUGUUCCGGGCUCGGACUGUAUACUUGGAUCUCCAUUUCUUUUAUUUCAGGUAACGCGCCUCACGUGCGGUGGCUUCGUCGUGGCAUACCGCUUUAAUCACACCAUGUGCGACGGGACAGGAAUGAUUCAAUUCUUAACGGCUGUCGGAGAACUUGCACGAGGGAGAGAACCUUCUGUGCCCCCCGCAUGGGAGAGAAAAUUGAUGAGCGCCAGGAAUCCACCGCGUGUGACUUGCAUUCAUCAUGAGUACGAUGAUGAUGAUCAGUUGGUCGGAGGAACCCCACUUGGCCUUGGGGAUUUAGUUCAUCGUUCUUUCUUUUUUGGAUCAUCAGAAAUUGAGACAUUGAGACAUCUCGUCCCUACUCCCCAACAACUGGCUACCACAUUCGACUUGAUAACGGCCUGCAUCUGGCGAUGCCGUACCAUAGCUCUCGGGUUCGAACCAAACGAGGAUGUGCGGAUUUUUUUUGCGGUCAAUGUCCGCAACAAGUUAUAUAAUCCGCCCCUCCCAACCGGUUACUACGGCAACGCUAUUGCGUUUCCGAGUGGUUUGAGCACGGCAGGUAUGUUAUGCAAAGAGCCGUUGGGUUACGCAUUGAAGUUGGUAAUGGAAGCUAAAGAGGAUGUGACAGAUGAGUACAUGAGGUCGAUAGCUGAUCUUAUGGUCUUGAGGGGACGACCUCCCUUCACGGAGGCACGCGCCUUUUUGAUUUCAGACUUGAGGAGGAUAGGGUUUGGAGAUGUCGACUUUGGUUGGGGAAAGGCCUGCUAUGCUGGAGUAGCCAAGUCCGACGUGGGACACAUACCGAGCUUGAUCAACUUUUAUGUAUCCAGUAAGAAUGAUAAAGACGAGGACGGAGCUCUCUUGCUACUUUCCCUUCCUGCUACUGCCAUGAUCGUAUUUGAGGAUCAACUACAAUGCCUACUAAAACAUGCUAUUAAAUAUCCUAUCAUAUCAACUUUAUAA